CUCAGUCCACUGCUGGCUUCAGCAGAGUGCGCAGCCUCGGGAAGUCAACAGGAGGAUACGCGGACAGCAACACUUGAAGUAUAAACAACGAGGAACUGCCUCCUGUAGCUGAGGUCUGCAACCGGCAGGAUUUUACUCGAUCCAGUGACUCUGUCGGUAAUCCGCGAAACCUGCGCGGUGCGUCGGAGCUGCGUCCCGGAGGGCUUGGAUUCACCUGGACUGGCUGAGCCGCAGAGCUGAUGGAGAGAGGCAGGGCUGAGCACAGAGCUUCAUCCACACUCUGCUGACUGGGAGCGGUCCUCUCACACGACCUGCUUUUUUUUUUGAAGAGAUUCGAGUUUUUUUUUUUUCUGUAAACACAACAACCCGUUGGAGAAAAGAAACCAUUUGUUUUUUUUAAGGGAAUCGGGAUGUAACCGGUGUCCACAUGCGUCUGGAAGUGGCGUGAGGUUACCUCCAGCUUGAGAAGAGCAAACUGCAGGGGCGUGUGGUUAAUUGAAAUCGACCCGGUGGUCUCCUUUUUUGAAUGUGAAGAAGCAGCAGCAGAGGUCUCUUUCUCCUCUCCUCUCCUCCUCCCCCUUUCCUCUCACCUACAACAUGACUUCACUGUCGGGGACUAAGGAGAGGUCUGUGAGCAGCAGGAGCAGAAAAUAUGGGAUGCCCGACACCUCCCCGACCAAAUCUGCCUCCUUUUUCCCGGAUACAUGGUACCGAAAGGCCUACGAGGAAACCACCCGCUCCAGCACUCGUCCCGCCCCAGAGGGUGCUGGCUCCAUGCCCAGCUCCACAGGCACCCCGUCCCCAGGAUCGGGGAUCUCCUCACCAGGUUCCUUCUCUGGAUCACCAGGGACCAUCUCCCCAGGCAUUGGGACAGGAUCACCGGGCUCCCUAGGUGGCUCCCCGGGGUUUGGGACAGGCUCGCCAGCUUCAGGCAGUGGAAGCUCCCCUGGUAGUGAAAGAGGGAUAUGGUGCGAGAACUGCAACGCUCGGCUAACGGAGCUGAAGCGACAAGCACUAAAACUGCUCAUCCCUGGACCUUAUUCCAGCAAGGACCCGUCAUUCUCACUCCUCGUCCAUGAUAAGCUUCAGGUGCCCAACAGCUCUCGGCGAGCGUGGAACGAGCGUGACAGUCGGUGUGAUGUCUGCACCACUCACCUCACUCAGCUCAAACAGGAGGCUGUGCGAAUGGUCCUGACUCUCGACCAGUGGGAUUUGUCUCCCACCUCUUCCCCUCCACCCCUGACUGGACGAUACGGAUCUCAAGGACCUCCGGGACCAAUGGGAGCAUCCGGAGCACCAGGAGGUCCUGUGUCACGGGAAUGGCCUCCUCCUUUUCUUCCUUCCUUGUCGUCCUCAGCUGCUGCUGCUCCUCAUUUGUCCUCUCAGUCCCCUUCUCCAAGCCCCAGUCAGACCCCAACACCAAGCCCAAGCCAUGGACCAUCCAACCCCAGCCAUGGGAGUCCUUCAGCGGGGCAAACAUCCAGCUGUGCUCCAACAAACCCACAACCUCAAGGUGCAGGUCAUCGACUGGGGUCCAAGCCCAGCUCUCUGGGUCUUGGAGGUGGGGUGGACAGAAGGAAUGGGUCCUCCAGUUCAGGAAAAACAGCAGGUGCCCCACAACAACAACCAGUGACUGCAGCAAACAACAACCCCGGCAAUAAUGGCGGGAGUAGCAGCAGUAAUGGCAGUGGAACUGUACUGAGUACAGCGGCUCUGCAGGCACACCAGCACCUGAACCGAACCAACGGAGGAGUUACACUAUAUCCUUAUCAGAUCUCCCAGAUGAUCUCAGAGGCUUCUAGAGAAGGACUGACUGAAGCUGCUUUGAACCGCUACAACACAAACUCUCCUUCCCACACAAAUCCAUUGUCACACGCAAACUCUCCGUCUCACACUCCAGCUGUAACCACCACAGCGCCAACCACCACCUCCGCCGCUGCAUCUUUCUUUGCCAGAGCUGCACAAAAGUUGAACUUAGCAUCCAAGAAGAAGAAGCAGAAGACGGUGGCAGUCACAGCCCCGGUGGCGUCAUCGUCACCAUCAUGUGAUCCACAUUUGUUCCCCACCAACUUCAGCUCCGCCCUAUUGAUGGCCCCUCCUCCGGCUCCACCCUGCCUCCUCCGUGCAGCCAACAAGAUCAAAGAUACACCUGGGCUUGGAAAGGUGAAAGUGAUGGUGCGUGUCUGCCCAGUGUCUCAGUCUGACGCAGCAGAGUCCAGCUCCUUCCUGAAAGUGGAUCCCAGGAAGAAACAAAUCACCAUCAUGGACCCUUCAGCAAAUCAGACUCCAAGUGCUGCUUCUCAGAAGAGAGUAGGAGCCAAUCAGGUCCCUCCAAAGAUGUUCACCUUUGAUGCCGCAUUCCCUCCUGAUGCAUCACAAGCGGAGGUGUGCGCAGGAACGGUUGCUGAGGUUAUUCAGUCGGUGGUGAACGGAGCAGAUGGAUGUGUCUUCUGCUUUGGACACUCCAAGCUGGGUAAAUCCUACACAAUGAUUGGCCGGGACGACUCUCUCCAGACUCUGGGUAUAAUCCCCUGCGCUAUCUCCUGGCUAUUUAAGCUCAUCAAUGAGAGGAAAGAGAAAACAGGAGCACGUUUCUCUGUUCGCGUCUCCGCUGUCGAGGUUUGGGGAAAAGAGGAGAACCUGAAGGAUCUGCUGUCUGAAGUGGCUACAGGGAGUUUACAAGAUGGACAGUCACCUGGAGUCUACCUGUGUGAGGACCCUAUCUGUGGCAUGCAGCUCCAGAACCAGUCGGAACUUCGUGCCCCGACACCAGAAAAGGCAGCCUGGUUCCUGGAUGCAGCCAUAGCAGCUCGCCACAGCAGCCAACGCCCCAACACCACAGAGGAAGAACACAGGAAUUCACAUAUGCUGUUUACAUUACACAUAUACCAGUAUCGUAUGGAAAAGACAGGAAAAGGAGGGAUGUCAGGAGGUCGCAGUCGCCUCCAUCUGCUGGACCUGGGCAGCUGUGAUGUUAAAGUACUCGGAGGUGGAGGUGGUGGGAAAAGCAAGGAGAACUCCUCACCCAGCUCGGCCCCUCUGUGUCUUUCUCUGUCCGCCCUCGGCAACGUGAUCUUGGCCCUGGUCAACGGGAGCAAACACAUCCCAUACAAGGACAGCAAGCUGACCAUGUUGCUAAGGGAGUCGCUAGGCAACAUGAACUGCCGGACCACCAUGAUUGCUCACAUCUCUGCCUCACCCAGAGAUUUCUCAGAAACCCUCUCCACCAUCCAGAUUGCUUCCCGGGUCCUCCGCAUGAAAAAGAAGAAAACUAAAGUGACUGUGCAAUACACCUCCAGCUCCUCUGGGGGAGAAAGUUCUUGUGAGGAGGGUCGCAUGCGUCGGCCGACCCACCUCAGGCCUUUCCAUCACCGUGGUGACACCGACUCCGACCUCCCGUUGCUGCGACUGUCCAGUGACCCUGACGAAUACUCCAGCAGCGAGCAGUCAUGUGACACCGUGAUCUAUGUGGGCCCAAAUGGAGCUGCGGUGUCAGAUAGAGAGCUGACGGACAAUGAGGGACCACCAGAAUUCGUACCGAUUAUUCCUGCUUUGCUUCGAGGAAAAACGUCGGAGCAGCAUCAAGCCCAAAGUCAAAGUCAGGCAGCUGGAACACAGCACAAGGUGCAGUCUCAGCCAGACGAACAGCCCAGUGGCCCCUCUCAGCCUCAGUCCUCUCAGUCUCUACUCGGUCAGCCGUUGGCUCCCGUCCCAGAGGAAGGAGCUGAGUGCCUGAAGUGCAACACCUUUGCUGAGCUGCAGGAGAGACUGGACUGCAUUGAUGGCAGUGAGGAGGUGGCAAAGUUUCCCUUCGAGGAGGUUCCAGCUAACAAACAAGGGACCAAACAAGAGUCAUGUCUAUCUUCAUCUGCUCCUGCCUCUGCUUCUGGUUCUACAGCUGUGUUGGAUACAGAAGCCAAAACAGGCUCUGCUUGUGCUGUAGGAGGAGCAGUGCAGGUCUUCUCCUCUCCAGCAGCAGCAUCCAGGAGGAGGACCAAUGACCAGCAGCUGCAGGACAUCAAGGAGGUGGUGGAGGAGGCUGAGUUGGCCCAGACGAUGAUCCACAGCCUUGCUCAGAGUUCUGGAUGCCCCAUAGUUACUAGUACCAGGAGUGUUACAGGCAGCAGCAGCAUCACCUCGAACCCCCUGCACAGAACCAAAAGCUCCCAUUUACAUGACAGCCAUGAGAGUCUGAAUGUGGUGGGCAGUAAUACUGACGGGAAGGCACGUCCUCUAGGAUCACCACGCCUCGGCAUUGCUAGUCUGACCAAAACCUCAGAGUACAGACCUCCAUCCUCCCCAUCCCAGCGGUGUAAAGUGUACACGCAGAAAGGUGUGAUGCCUGCAACACCUCCUCUGUCCUCACACACUCUGGCUCAGGACGGCCAGGCCACAGAUGCUCUGACAUCAGACAACAGUUUGGCUGCAGACAGUGGCCGUUCCUCCACAGAGUCUCUGCUGUCCAGGACUUCUCCUGCAGGCAUGAGCCCACAAGUCCGAGAGCCAACUCCAUCUCUGUCUGCCAGCCUGGGCUCAGCAGAGACGCUCUGUGACGACGACGUACCACCGAUACCUUUGGAUACGCACAAAGAUGCCUCAGGACCAGCACUGUCUGUAGGAACAGCUGGACCUCUCAUGCUUGGGGAGGAUGAGCUGGUGUACAGUGUGGCUGCUGGAGGCGAGGAGCACCUUGAUGUUGCUGAGAUGCAGGGUUUGGCAUGUCGUCCAACAAGCAUCAUCAGCUUCAACAGCGACUGUGGCUCUGCAAUUGCCCUCGUUUCAUCUCAGCCCGUCAGCGUUAUCAGUGGUGCUGCCUCAGACGGAGCCGUGCAGGAUUAUCAAAUUCCUGCAACCACCUCAGGAGUUACAGAGGUUGUUGCCAUGGCAGAGGUGGCAAUGGCCAAGCUGCGGAUAGAAGGUGAAGCCUUAGCAACAGGGAUUUCCAACUGUGGUUCACCCAUCUCCUCCUGGAUGAGUGAUCUGAGCAUGGGCAGUGAAGCCGAUCAGUCUCUCCACAGCUUCAGCCAGUCACAGAGUCAGCAAGGGGAGGCACUGGCUGAUCCUGAACCCAACCAGAGCUUUGGAGUCGAGGGUUACGAGAGCAGUGGCGGCCCAAGAAGAGGGAGUCUGGAAGGAGAGCUGGUGCUGUCAGAGAACCUGAGUGAUAAAGGUACUCCAACCAAAGACAGGCUGAGAAAGCUGCCUCCCUCUAUGGCUAAAACUAACAUCCAAAUUCUGGCUGGACCUGGUAACAUCUCUCCUUUCAAGAGCACCAUGAAUGUUCACCCCUGUGUCAAACCAGUGGUCAUACAGGAACCCACCAUCCUCUCCUCACCUACGAGGACCAGCUUAAUGAAAGACUCAGUCAAAUCCAACGCAGCACAUUUAGCUUCUAUUUCUAGCGAGAUGAGUUUCGAAGACCCCUGGUUGAAACGUGGCACUGAGGAGGGAAGGUGCAGGGAGCUUGUGUGUGAAGUGAAGCCAGAGAAGAGGGAGGUCGAGCAGUCAAAGAGCCACGCAGGAGAGAAGGCUGGGAGUGGAGAAUAUCGGAGCUCCUGCAGGGAAGGUGGGGAUCAUGGCAGCUCUAGUUCAGGUGGAGAGGUGGUGUCAUCUCCAGACUCCUUUAAGAGAGUGGUGGAUGGCUGUGAGAUGGUUGCUGUUGUCGUCCAAGGUGAAUGCCUGACCAGCAUCUACAGCCCAGAUAUCCACCGCACAGCGAGUCUGCCCCGCGGGUGGCACCGUCUCAACCGACACGAUGGUUUGGACAAUGGAAUUGAGUACCGUAAUCUUGGCGUCACCACUUCAACUCCUUGCAGCCCCCGCGCCACUCUUGACCGCUGGGGAUCAAAUGGAAAACAGGCUUUUUUCUCCCACAAGAAGGGGGGAAUCCCACCUCUGCCACCGGUACGAAAGUCCAGCCUUGAGCAGCGAAACAGGGCAGCCAGUCCUCUCCACCAGCCCAGCCAUGGAGUCUCAUCGCUGGGCAGCUCAGCAGAUGAUGCAGCGGUGUCAGCAUGUGGCUCUGCAGGAGCCAUUCGGCAGCGAGGCUCCAGCAUCGACAGCAGUAGACUUUUCAGCGCCAAGUUGGAACAACUCGCAAACAGAACCAACUCUCUGGGCCGAGUCCACAGCUCGCACAGUGGUUCCCAUCACUAUGACUGCUUCUCCCUGGAGAGAGGCGAGAGCCUUAGAGGAGGAGGAGGAGUGAGGGGGGACAGCACCAUGCCUCGCACUGGACGCAGCCUCACCCGUGCCGGAUCAGUAUCUUCUCCCACUGGUAACAAUGGCAGCCCUGGUUUUAGUGGCAGUCCUGGUCCGAGCAGUGCUCCACAGUCACCAGCCAAGACCAGCAGCCAGUCAAAGAUCUCAGCGGUCAGUAAGCUACUGAUGACCAGCAGUCCUAAAGCCAGGAGUCUGUCUGCCUCCAGCACCAAGACGCUGAGCUUCUCCACCAAAUCUUUAAGUCAAACUACCAGCCGCAGCUCCAGCCUUCCUCCUAAUGGAAAGCCCCAGAAUUCAGUCCAGGGUCCUCUACAGCAGCAGCAGCAGCAGCAGGGACCAUCCCCUGGAUCCUGGUCUACACAGUCUCUGAGCCGCAGUCGAGGGGGAAGCCUGACUGCCAAGCUGCCUCUCCGGGCGGUGAACGGUCGAAUCUCAGAGCUCCUCCAGGGAAGUGCAGGCUCCCGUUCCAGGAGUCACUCCCAGGGAGGAGGCACAGAUUCAGCAGACGAACGAGGAGUUGGAGGGGCAAGUGGAGGCGGAGCUGGAGCAGGAAGUGGUGGAGGUGACAGCCUGGGAGAGGAGAGGGCAGCAGUGGUACAAACUCUGCCUUCUCCCUACAGCAAGAUCACAGCUCCCAGGAAACCACACCGCUGCAGCAGCGGCCACGCGAGUGACAACAGCAGCGUACUGAGUGGUGAGCUCCCCCCGGCCAUGGGGAAGACGGCCUUGUUUUACCACAGUGGAGGCAGCAGUGGCUACGAGAGCAUGCUGAGAGACAGCAGCGAAAACACAGGAAGCACCUCCUCUGCUCAGGACUCCCUCAGUGAGCACAGCUCAGCCACCACCUCCUCCCGACGGAGCUCCAAGAGCAGCAAGAAGAGUCGGAGCAAUACAGGUCUCCAGCGUCGUCGUCUGAUCCCAGCACUGACCUUGGACUCUUCUUCUUCAUCACCUUCUCACCGCUCCUCCAAACAGGCCGUUACUUCCUCUUCCUCCUCCUCCUCCAGCCCAGGUGCAUGCUGGGUAGAUGGUCCACUGGGGCCUCCCGCACCCUCAAACCUACGAGGUGCAACUGCGACAACGGAAACCUUUGAGAUCAAGGUGUAUGAGAUAGAUGAUGUGGAGCGACUGCAGAAGAGGAGGGACAAAGGAGGGAGUAAGGAGGUGGUGUAUGUCAGUGCCAGACUUCGUCUGCUGGAGCACCGCCAGCAGCGAAUCAGUGAAGUCCGAGCCAAGUACCAGUGUCUGAAGAAAGAACUGGAACAAACCAAACAGUACUUGAUGCUGGAGCCGCACAAGUGGACCACUGAGUUUGAGCUACAGCAGGUCUAUGAAGUGGACUCCCUGGAGUAUUUGGAAGCUCUGGAAACUGUCACGGACAAACUGGAGACAAGAGUCAACUUCUGCAAAGCUCAUCUCAUGAUGAUUACCUGCUUCGAUGUGUCUUCACGGCAUCGGUAGACAGAAGGAGGGACACAGAGUCAGACAUACAGCUGGACUCAGUUAGUGUUGAUGUUUGGACCUUUUGCCCCUUAAUUAAUCAAACAUAUUUAGAAAAUAUCUAUUUGACAAAUAAAUCUCAUUGGAUGGAAGAGGGACACAGGGAUGGACUGAAUACUUGACCCUGCAUGUCGCCUCCUCCAGAUGUAGGUCAGCAGAAGGACAGAUGAAUCUAACGGAGAUAAAGAUAACCAACAGACCAACAGACAGAAGAGAUCAUAGAUUUUUUUCUGUUGGGGCUGAAAACCACCUCAGAAACAGACAUUAAACAGCAUCUAGUGGACACUUUGAAUCAGACAAACAUGGCUGCCAAAACAGACUGUUGUGAGUCUGAAAGGAAAAAUCAAACCAAGUGAUCAGCGAACAAAUAUAACUGGACUGCAGAGAUGCCUCUCAGACUGGACAUUUAAGAAUGUAAGGAGAAGAAAAGGGAGAAAGACAAACAAAAACUGCCAUUUUCUAAACAGAAGGACAAAGAAGAGCUGCAAGAGAAGAUCUCUCAUCGUUUUGGAAGAGCACUUUUUAGAGUUUACAUAGUUGAGUCGUGGCUGUAAAUACGGAGUGCUGAUGACAGAGUGGCCUGGUGUUAUUGUGCAGAAAGACAAGAGGACAAAGAAAAUGAUUUGGAUAAGUGCCUUGUGAACAUUUCCACAUACCAAGACCAAUUAUUUCUCUCUGAAUUCGUGUACAUGCAGUAAGUAUGGUGCUAGCAUAGAAAAAAAAAGCCCACAAAAGAUCAGUGUCUUUGAAAAAUCUUUUUAAUUUAUGGUCAUUUCUAAAUGUGAUGUUUUACUGUGGGUCAGUGUUUGACUAUAUGAUAAACUAAUAAUGUAUGUUUCAAUGUAUGGUCUUUGGUGCAUCGAUGAGAAACUAAAAUAAUUUGAAGGAGACCUGCGGAACGUAACACCAAGUCCUCUUUGAAACCAUAAAACUGUUGCAAGGACCAAAAAUCUAAACUGAAAAACAUACACAUCUUUUUCCAAGAGUUGUGUGUUUAAGCUGAAAAAAAAAAAAGAUUCUUGUGUUUUUUUGUUUUUUUUUUAAUCUUGACUUUACUCACAAACAUCUGAAUUUUGACCCUCUGUGGCAUUCAUACACUCUAUCUCCCCUGAUACAGAUACGAUGGCUUUUUCAUGUUGACAAAGCAAUGAAAUGUCUGAGUCACACACGAGUGGAAAUGAAAAUGUUUUCUCUGAUCCAGUGUUAAGUACAUCCAUCGACUGACUGACAGGCCGACUGUCUGUUCUUUGUAUCUGUGUUGUUCUGCUCUAUUCUAAAAGAAACCGAAUGAUUCGUCAAUGUGUGUGUUUUAUAAUAAGGUAUCCUUUUUUAUUUGAGUGCAAUGGGACCAUGUAGAGACUAUUUAUAACAGUAGGAUAAUGAAAAAAAGAGUAUAAAGAGAUAUUUAAAAAUAAAUGAGGACGGCACAGGUGCAGGGUACACCCAUUGAUAGAAAGUAUUUAAAUUUCAGAUUAUUGGAACAAAGUGGUGAAUUUAGUCUGAAAAUACAUUGAGACUACAAUUAUGGGUUGAUUAAGUAGUCCCAGUAUUAUGUCCCAACAUUGUAAAGGAACAAAUACAAAAAUAUCUAAAGAAAUGAAAGAGAAUUCCUGAAAGAAAAGGUGACAGCCGGUUUAAAAGGCACAGAUCUCUGCCUGGUUCCAUUUUUUUGGGAUGGAUAGCAACACUUAAAAUUUGUUAAUAUUAUUAUCUAUGGUGCUUGAGAUGUUUAUGAUCUAAAUGUUUGUACAAAUAUAAAUAUAUGGAAGAGCCUGUUUCCCUCUGAAAUACAGAACAAAACGCUUCAAAUGCUUCUUCUACAUCGCUGCCAUCAUGUCUGUUGUUCUCCGUAUCACCACCCUCUCUUCUGAGUGGCUUUGCAAGCAGAGAGCAUUCUGGGAGAUGCUGUUAAUCCUCCCUGAGGUGACAGGAGGAACAGACACUGACUUCAGAGGAGUGGAAAUGCUGUAAUGACAUCGGUAUGAUUUGUCAAUAGCAUUGUGGUGCUAAAUUUAUCUCUCUGCUAAAGAGCACAAACACUGUUUUGUUCCUUUGGACGGACGCAGAAGCAGAAAAUAUGCAGUUAACUGUGUGAGGUUUGAUCUUUGCAUGGCUGUGUAGAGAAGUAACAGCUUUUCAUUUCACGUGGCGUCCACCUGCAGGGACAGACAGGAGAUGAUCCAGAGGGAAAUUACCCCAAAUCCUUUUGACAAACUGGCCCUACAAAGUGUUUCCACCGGAGGCAGCUCCGAUCAUUUUCCUGUUUUUAUCUCCCAGUUCACCGUGCAAGUCAUGAAUGAAAGUUUAUUUAUUUGAGCUCUAGAGGGCAAAGUCGCUAAUUAAUGUUCUUAUUUAUUUACACCUUAUGAUCUUAAAAAGUUACUAUGCAUUUCAGAAACAGAAAAAUAACUGUAUAUACUUUGCUGAGCCCAUGUCAUAUAUAAAUAUAUAUACUGUGCACAUAUCAUAUAUGCGCUCAUUUUUAUUUUGUAUAUUUUUUUGGGUUGAUUUCAUUUGCUCCUGUUGUUCCUCUUGGGGAUUUUAAUGGGUUUCCUAAAACAUUCAUCAGUCGUGUGGCUCCAGAACAACAGUGGAUUCAAUACAAACCAGAAAUUCACAGUGAUGGUUAAUGUUUUUUUUAUACAUGUGAAGAAAAAAAACAUGUAGUGUGAAGACAGCUGUGUUGCUUUAAUUGAAACGCCCGUGUCUUCUAGAGUAUUACAGCCUUGUGUAAUCAGCAGUGGAUGUUUUGGGAAGCCCAGCCUCUGGACGAGCUCAUGGCCUGUAUUGUCCUGUCCAGUUAGAAGAUGCUAUGUGGGAGGUUUCCUUCCUGAUGUGUCACUGCCAAAUCUGUCAUGGUAGCGCUUUAUAAUUCAAGCAAUAAUUGAAAAUCUCAUGGAGUUUUGGUGUCUGCAUAUUAUUUAUAGGAAACAUACGGUAUUAGUCCUUAUAAACUAUGCAGAGCGCUUUAAAUCUGAUAUUUCAACAAAUAGAAGAUGUAAUGUCAGGUUUUAGGGCAAACAGCAAAUUAAAACAUUGACUAAGGAAUAAAUUGACAUGUGCUGUUAAAGGAGCAUUCAAGAAUUAUAAUGUGUUAUCUGGAAAUCUGGCGCAUAGCAUCUUUAAGUUCUUAAGGAGUACUGUGUGUUAAAGUCUGAGUCAGACCACAUUUACCAAAAACAGAUGUUCUCAUUAGUAUUAAGACUCAACUUUAGUUCCUCUGAAGACAGAGAUUGGAAAAUCUCCAGAUAACUGAUUAAAACCAGUUUUCUGUUUUAAAAAAAAAUUCUUCUGAGACAUACCCUUCAUAGGUAUCCUUGGUAAAUCUGAGGAAACAGCUACACAUCAUCAGUGUAAAUGAAGGGAUGUGGCUGUGUAUGAGUUGUUUCCAUGAUUCAAGAUUACACAGUCCUCUGCAGAUGUACUGUUUUUGAGAGAUGUGGUCUGACACAUUGUGUUGAUGGAGGAGUAAGAUGGAGGGAUGUAAAUAAAGGAAUGUAUUGAAAGAG
Molecule: messenger RNA, 11231 nt
Organism: Amphiprion ocellaris (clown anemonefish)
Lineage: Eukaryota; Metazoa; Chordata; Actinopteri; Pomacentridae
Gene: kif26ba
Product: kinesin family member 26Ba
Exons: 28
Coding region: 598-7683 (2361 amino acids)
Biological process (GO): microtubule-based movement
Molecular function (GO): microtubule binding; ATP binding; microtubule motor activity
Source: RefSeq, a predicted model, not a curated record